This is a messenger RNA of Vombatus ursinus (common wombat), 1761 nucleotides long. It is a transcript of the gene PLEKHJ1, whose product is annotated as pleckstrin homology domain containing J1. Bases 69 to 518 code for a protein of 149 amino acids. The record is from RefSeq and is a predicted model, not a curated record. Lineage: Eukaryota; Metazoa; Chordata; Mammalia; Diprotodontia; Vombatidae. Gene Ontology annotation, biological process: endosome organization; receptor recycling; retrograde transport, endosome to Golgi. The transcript has 6 exons. Gene Ontology annotation, cellular component: recycling endosome; early endosome; trans-Golgi network.
GCGGGAGCCGGAGCCGGAGCGGGAUCCCGACGUGGCCGCGGGGCCUCCCGUCUCCCUUCACUGUCAAGAUGCGGUACAACGAGAAGGAGCUCCAGGCGCUGUCCCGGCAGCCGGCAGAGAAGGCGGCGGAGAUCGGGAUGCGGGUCCCCAAGAAGGGCAGCGUGGUGAAACGGAGGCUCGUGAAGCUGGUGGUGAAUUUCCUCUUUUAUUUCCGGACAGAUGAAGCAGAGCCUAUCGGAGCCCUGCUUCUGGAGCACUGCCGGAUUGCCGAGGAAGAGCCAAGUGUCUUCUCUAUCAGUUUCAUUGAGGAACCCGACAGGAAGUACUACUUUGAGUGCAGCAGUGAGGAACAAUGCCAGGAGUGGAUUGAUGCCCUGAGGAGAGCGAGCUAUGAGUUCAUGCGGAGAAGUCUCAUCUUUUAUAGGAAUGAGAUCCAGAAGAUGACGGGAAAGGACCCCUUGGAGCAGUACGGUAUCUCCGAAGAGGCCAGGUUCCAGCUGAAUACGCACCAGGCAUGAGCAUCAGUCCUAAGAAAGAAGUCCGCCUUGCUCUACUCCCUGCCAGUGUUCACCCUAGUGACUAUUGGGGGAUUGGGGGGGAGGGAAGGGGGAGAAAAGGAGAAGAACGGAUUUACAGACCUCAGGCCUCCUACAGCAGAAGACCUCACCCCGGGACUGGCAAUGGGCUGCCUGGAUUGUUUCAACAAGAUCUGGGCCCAGAGGAAGGAAGGGAAUGAAAUGUACUUUUUCUUCUCUGGUUGAAAAAAGUAAUCAAGGACUAGAGGUAGGGCUCUUUCAAGAAUGCCUUCACUGGAGCCGGGCAGAGUGGUCCCCAGGCUUAAGGGCUGCAGCUGGGGUCUCAAACCAAGGGAUGGGGCCGAGCAUCAGUCUUCUUGGACAGUGUUUCCAUGGCCUCUGUAGGUGAAUGCAGACAGUGUGGAAGGGGGAAGGAAGCCAUUAAUGAGCUUGGUGCUGCUGUGGAAGUUGUCCUUCAAGCCCUGGUUCGUAAAGGCCCCUUCCGUCCCUUCCCAGCAUAAACCUGCUUUCCUCUUAUCCCCUGGCCCUAGAGGCUGUACCGAGUCAGUGAUGUGGCCCUGGAUAAGUCAUUUAUCUAUAAAAGGAGGGUAGACUAGCUGAUCUCUUCUGAGGUGUCAUGCCAUUUGGGUAAGAAGUGUGAGAGGAAAGGGUAGAGCAAACCUAGCAAAAGGCUCUUGGGAUGCUGGGGGCUACCUUCUACCCUGGAAGCUGGUUUCUGUAAAGUAUAAGUCAAGCCUCCGCUAACCCUGUUGGGCCAUUUCUGACAUAGCCAGAAACUUAGAAGGGGAUGCUACAGUUUGAGCAAAGUAAACAAGCCUUGUGUUGGCCUCUGUCCUCCACUGGCUUCAUAAGCCAAAGGAGUGAGGGUAAUCCAGGGAGCAGGUGAGAGAGAACACACCCUGGGAUUUCAUUACCCAGACCUGCCUGAAGAUGGCCUUGAGCCAGAGGACGCUGGCCCCUGCCCAGGCUUUUUUGGCAACGGAGGCUCUGCACUUCUGUCUCCCUAUCUACUUGAAUGUAUGCUACUAGAUGAUGCUGUGAAUGGCUGGGGGGGGGGGGGGGGUGGUGCAAACCCCACGUGAUUAUUGAUUCUACUUUCGGGUGCUGACCAGCUGCAAGAAGCUCUCCUUUUCAUUUCUGCUUCUGUUCCGUCUGGGAAGUGGCUCUCCAGGUACUGUCCUAGGGAGUGUCUUGUGGAUUUGGAAUAAAUGUCUCUUUUUCAAGA